GCCCGCCCCCUCCCCUCUGCCGCCGUGGUUGUCUUCGCGUCAGCAAACACUACACAGCGUUUUCUUAUUUUCUCUCUGUGUCAGCGUUUCUUGAGUAUCAUAUCGACAAAAACACAUUGCAAGCAGAGUCACUGAAUUCCAGUGUACAACUCAAAAUGGCACACACUAGCAAGCCAAUUCUGAGUCCGGCUGAGAAGCUGGGUCUCUUCUUCAACCUCCUUGUUGACCUCCCCAUCCGAGCCACCUUCCACAUCAGUCGCAUGCUCGUCAUCUCACUCAUUAGAAAGACGCCCAUCAUCCGCGGCAUUGCUGCAGCCCUAAUCAAGUGCAUGUUUUUGUCCUUUACUCCUCGCCAAGCUCAAGCUAUACUGCCUACCUCACGGGCUACGUACAAGACCUGGGUGGAAGCCAAGGCCAAGACAGUUACUGACCCAGAGCUGCGCAGCCGACUCAAAGUGGAUGUCCAGCCCCUUGCGUCUGGACUCGACUCUGCGAUCCUUUGGGUCGGUGACCGCUCCAAGGCUAAGCGAGUGGUAGUCUUCUUCCACGGCGGCGGUUACGUUUUCACUCUCAGCCCUGGCCAUGUCGCGUGGUGCUGGAACUCCUACGUGGCGGACAACAUCAACACGGAUCAUGAGACCGCCGUGGCCAUCCUACAGUACACUGUUGCCCCUGACGGUCCAUUCCCAACACAGAUGGUUCAGGCAGUUGCUGCCGUCCGACAAGUCAUUGAUCUGGGCUUCUCUCCCUCCAACAUUCUCAUUGGUGGCGACUCUGCGGGUGGCAACCUGACAAUGCAAGUUUUGGCCCACCUCUUGCACCCCCAUCCCAGCAGUGAUCCUCUUCUCCUCAAGGAACCACUCGCUGGUGCCUUUAUCGUGUCUCCCUGGGUUGGUCGAGACACAACAGCCAAGUCCUUUGCCGAUAACAGCGCCGGCGAUAUGAUUAGUAUCGCCGUUGGUCGCACCCUUUGCAACACAUAUGUCACUCGAAGUGAACUUAGCAAGUGCGAAGUCAAGGAGAACGGCUGGAUCAUGGCUCUUGAUUCCCCUGCUGGAUGGUUUGGCGGCUUGGAAAAGGUCGUCAGCUCAAUCUACGUCACCGUUGGCGUUGACGAGGCCCUGGCCGACCAGGGCAGACAGCUAUCCCAGAUCAUUUCUACACAGAAUCCUACUUUGCCCCUACGCCUUGAAGAAUUCGCCAAAGAUAUCCACGAUGGCAUCUUCAUGGAGAAUACAGUCGGUAUUGAGGGCCAGGCCACGCGAGCCAUGAAGGCCUGGUACCAGAAGGUCAUUAACAAGGACUAAGUGGUGGCACCCAAAUUGUAAAAGAAUAUGGUUUUGUUUGAUAAUAGCAGCUGAAUUUCGUCCUAUGUACAAAUAUUAUGGAAUCCAGACAAAGCGUCAUACAUCCUAAUAGUCCCUUCCGCGUCAUCUGCUUCCUACGGUUAGGUACCUCUGCAGAUAACACGUCGACUCCCACCAUGUGACUUGCCUGAUACUGAGAGUGAAUAUUCAGCUCAUCGCUAACGGAACGAAGGAGGUAAAUUCCAUUGUUCUCGACCUGCUUGGUAUCUGGUUUGUUCCGCGCGGUGCACGGAAAGCGCUUCUUAAUUCCACUUUUGGAAUUACCCGCGACGCUACGCUAUUUUGACCGCAAGAACGCAACAACACUUCACUACCUCGCCUGAAUUAUACAUACGUAUGACGAAACAAAGCGUCACAAGCGAAGCGUGUCGAAUCUUCCAUACCAGGCGGAGUUAAUGCACCAACCGACGCUAACGCAUGCAGUUUGGGGCUUGGCACACUAGCGCUUCACAAACGCUUUGGCUCGGUGUUUAUCUUGUUGUGAUAUUCCCUGUAUAAUCAUACAGCCUUAUGUCUAUUGCGUUGCGGGGCGAACGUUGCCAUAGCUUUAACACUUUGCAAGUCUAUAGGUGCGCUGCUGUGAUGGUAUCGGUGACCCAAAAGGAACAUUGGUUGGUAGCUAC
Molecule: messenger RNA, 1990 nt
Organism: [Torrubiella] hemipterigena
Lineage: Eukaryota; Fungi; Ascomycota; Sordariomycetes; Hypocreales; Clavicipitaceae
Source: the annotation of a GenBank genome assembly